This is a messenger RNA of Mya arenaria, 3559 nucleotides long. RefSeq lists its product as uncharacterized. NCBI's taxonomy places the organism in Eukaryota, Metazoa, Mollusca, Bivalvia, Myida, Myidae. The transcript has 17 exons. The record is from RefSeq and is a predicted model, not a curated record. Gene Ontology annotation, cellular component: nucleolus. Gene Ontology annotation, biological process: ribosome biogenesis. Bases 24 to 2768 code for a protein of 914 amino acids.
UCUGCUAACCUUUAUUUUAGGAUAUGUUGACCGUUCAGCGUGUGCGGGCUCUGCUGCUCCACUUGGGAACUACAGACUGGUCGGUGGUCACUGAUAUAAUUUCAUCCAUGGUUUCAUUCUCCGAAGCUUUCACUCUGGGCAGCAGACAGUGUACAUGGACUGGCACCCUGUGGCAAGUGACUGGAGACAACCUUGAUCUUGCCUGUUGGGACCUGUUGCUAGGUAACCUGGUUGCUAUGGAGACUGUGUUGUCGCAGGAACAGAGGAGAAAAGUGGCCGAACAUAUAGUCCAGGCUCUCCUUAACAAAGCAGAACACACAGAAUGCAAUUAUAAAACACCUAAAAGUGUAACCCAGGCUGUCCUGGAUUCAGGCGUGUUCUUUGAGACAGGAGAACUGCUUACAGAGAUAGUCACCCAACUCUGGAAGCAUGGAACUGGCACAUUGACACACAGCAGUCCGAAAAAACAUAAGAGAGCAAAGCUGGGUGGUGUACUGACCAGUUUGAGCGAACUGCUGACAGUCAUCGGUGACCAAGAGACACCUUGGCACAGGGACAUGAAUAAUGAGAGCCUGUUGCGGCUCCAGGAGUCUGCAGGCCACCUACAGCAGCUGAUGUCAGACACCGGUCAGUCUCUACCUGACAUGGACUGGACACCUUGGAUCAACAUUGGACAGAUACUGUAUCAUUUUCCAUUGGUUGAGCUGUGGCCAUGUGACCAGUUGAGGGUGCUGAUUGGUGUCCUGGCUGGGCUCUCCAUUGCUGUUAGCAAGGGUGAGGAAAGCGUGUGCAAGCUGUACCUUGAGCUGGGUACCAGGAUGUUGUCGAGCUGUGGCCGGCUCCCAAUCUUCCAGCUACUGCAUGUGCCAACCUUCCUCACCUGGAUGCUGGAACUCGUCAACAACACUGCACAGAAGCCGGACAUGUUGCAAUACAUGCUGCCGGCAGAGGUGUCAUGUCAGGCCCUGGUUGGAGACUACACAGUGCUGGAGAAGUUGACACCCCAUCUCACACAGUUGGUCGUAGAAGUUAAAACGGGAAAAACAGGAAAGCCAGGGGCCCUGACAUUGACUUUUUUCCUGCUGCAGGAGAUUUCAAGGCUGUGGAAUCGUCCAUACCUGAAUGACAGUCUGAAGUCUGCCUGUGAGGAGAUGUACGUGUUAAUGGCAAGACCUGUAUUAAAACUGGCCUCCAGUGUGAAAGAUUGCACAUACUCUCAUCACGAGUCCCUGCUGGUCCGAUCUUGCACUGCUGUGCUCACCUGUGCACAUAAAGAUACUAAAAUAAAAGAGAAUCUGUACAAAACUAUGCCAGCCAUCUUGAAGUGGUGCCACAAAGUUAUUGAUAACAGUCAUGAGAAUGGAAAUGUGCAUGGCCGACUGGCUGCCCUAUGGUUCCUGCAGACCUCAGCCCGGUACCACACCCUCCAUGCAUCUGUUCUCACCAUGGAAACCAAACUGGCACUAUGGCAACACUUGGUACAGGUGGUCAGGCAGGCCCUGAAUACACAAACACCAGACAAGCAACCACCAUUAUGUAUUGAGAAUAGCAGUGAACACAGUAGUAGCCUGAAGAAGACAGAUGCAACUGAGUAUGGGACUGGACAUUUGAGAGAUUCUAGAAAAAGUAGAAAGAGAAAACAUACAUCUGUUUCAGAAGAAAAUGAGAUGGAUACCUCUAGCUCAAAAGACAAUGGCACAUCUGAUAUAAUAAACCAAGUUAGGGCCAUUUUACAAUGUAAAGAUGACAUUACAGGGAGCGAAGCUAGAGAUAUAGGUAUCUGUACAGAACCAGACAAGCUGGCUACCAGUGAAGCCAUUGAGCCACUGGACUUCAGGAUACUGGUGUACAAGGGUCAUCUACUGGAGAAUGGCGACCUUCUGGUGCUGCAACAGACACAAACUGUCAUGGCUGCCAUCCUGGUUGCCCUCAACAUCGACCAGUUUCAAGAUGUGCUCAGACAGCUGGAACAUGACAUGCACCCAAGCACUCUGCAGUCAGAUCGGGGUAAAGUGAGUUCAUCCCUGUUCAUCUGGAGAAGUCUGUUAAAGCUGGAGUUUAUACAAGAGCAGACCAAAGUGGUUAGGAAAGUGGCAAAAGAUCUAAUGUUGAACUGGCAGUGUAUUGUUGAGCGACUGCAGGGCUGGGAUGACCGAUCGGUUGUCAUGGAGAUCACAGUGCCUCUUCUUCAGGCACAGCAACAAUUGCUGCUUCUGGGCAAGAAGUUCCUGCCAAGCCAGACAGUGAUGUUGGCCAUGCACAGCUGUGUAUUCACCCCGCUAGAAGGCAGCACCUACCUGCCAGCCUUUCAUGCAGUCUGUAACCUGCUUAAUGCCCUCCUCGUGCACCACACAGAAACAGUCUUCCAGAAUGUACCAACGUUCAUAGCCUGUGCUAAACGCCUGCUGCUGUCUGUUGUGGAGCACUCCGACCAGGACCAGGUAUCGGGAAAGGCGGACGUCAUUGACAGUCUCCUAGCUUGUGCUUAUCAGAUGGAAAGGUUGUUUUCUCUGAUAGCGACCCACAAGCUUGAGUUUGGCAAGCUGGCGGUGUAUGUUGUGGCCGACUAUGUCACAGCUGUGCAGAAAGUCACGCUCCUCCCUGCUAUAAAGCGUGGAGUGGUACCUGCGGUAUACCGAAUGUUGGACCUGUGUGAUCGGCAUGCAAUCCCCCAGUUACACGUUGUCCUUCCGCAUGGCCUCACUGAAAUCUUCAAACUUCUGUAUGCAGACUACACCAAGUACCAUAAAUAUACCGGCAGAGUGUGAUUAUGGAGCUGCUUAAGUGGUCCUGAGAAUUAUGAAAUUUGACGGAAUCGAACAUGAGUUAUUGGAAGUUUCAGAUUCAACGGGAGCAUACAGUAUAUAUUUGUCUUCUCAAAAUAUGAUUUUUCCUAGAAGUACAUUGCAAAUUAAGUGAUUGAGCCAACGAAAUAAAAUCUUUGUCUACGUGCGAGAUAAUUGUUAUCAUCUAUGGUGUCUGUCCAUCCAGUUUUUAAGGUGUUUUUUCAUAACUUUAAAUCAUUGGAGAUAUCAACUUAAACUUCAUUCAGUCGAUCACAUGAACAAUUCACUCUUGCAUGAGAAUUUAAAUAACUCUUGCACAUCAAGAACUAGAACUCCAAUUGCUCCAAAUAAGCCACAUCUCUUUGGAUAGAACAUGUUAUCAAAUGAAAUUACUUUUUAUCAUAAUUUGAAAAAAAAUCUGGUUGUUUGUGAACCUAAUUAAACAAAUAAGUUAUUUUUCUCCACAAUUGAAAUGGUUUGGAAGGAAUUGAAUUAAGCAUUUAUAAAUCACAUUUGUAAUAUCGGAACCAAAACCUACAACCCUUUGACUCAUUGUACAUGAUAGCUUCCCUUGAUUUGACAAUUAUUUAUUGAUUAUAGAAACAUGUGGAUAUGGUGACAGGUUUUCAUUUACUACAAACAAAACAAUUGCAUUUUUUUGUGUUUUAUAUAUAUGUACCAUUAUGUUGACAAUUAUUGGUUGAAUUGAAACAAACUUGUACAUAAUUCAUUGUUACUAUUUAAGAUUGUACUUGAAUUAAAUAUCAAUUAUC